Molecule: messenger RNA, 1677 nt
Organism: Drosophila innubila
Lineage: Eukaryota; Metazoa; Arthropoda; Insecta; Diptera; Drosophilidae
Gene: SCCRO4
Product: DCN1-like protein 4
Exons: 7
Coding region: 268-1008 (246 amino acids)
Biological process (GO): protein neddylation; positive regulation of ubiquitin-protein transferase activity
Cellular component (GO): ubiquitin ligase complex
Molecular function (GO): ubiquitin-like protein binding; ubiquitin conjugating enzyme binding; cullin family protein binding
Source: RefSeq, a predicted model, not a curated record
ACUUAGGCAGGUGGCAACGUUGUGGAUAGAAAGAGACUACCAAGACCUGUCUGUCCUGUGGAUUUAUAAAUUGUUUUAUUAAUAUAAAUGCUUCAAAUGUUUAAUGUUUUCGUGAUAUGAUGAUGAUGCUUCAAUGACUGUCCUGCGCUGAAUAACAGUGCUGCCAAUUCGUGUAAUACCCAAAUUUAUAUAAGCCAAAGCAUUUAAGCCGCUUUAACGUUUGAUAAAACAGGCCAACCAACUUCUCGCGAUCAGAUCACACAAGUCAUGCCACGGGGUAAACGUCGAGCUCCAGAAAUCGGUGACAAUAUGGAUGGUCAAUCAAAAAGAGCCCGCACCAGCUACACAAGCAUUUCAACACAACAAAGCAGCAGACGCCAUAUCAGAGCUGAAGAUGGUUUCAGUCAGAAGCGCUGUCUCGCCUGGUUUCAUGAAUACACUACACCCGAUGAGCCAGAUACGCUGGGGCCAGAUGGCAUGGAGAAGUUUUGUGAAGAUAUUGGCGUUGAGCCUGAGAAUAUUGUGAUGCUGGUGCUCGCCUACAAAAUGGGUGCCACACAGAUGGGAUUUUUCAGUCAACAGGAAUGGUUAAAGGGUCUCACAGAUCUCGAGUGUGAUUCCACAGCGAAAAUGGUUGUGAAACUGGACUAUCUGCGCAGCAUACUCAACGAACCCAACUCCUUCAAGAGUAUAUAUCGAUAUGCCUAUGAUUUUGCUAAGGACUCGGAUCAGCGGAGCAUGGACAUUGCGACGGCCAAGGCAAUGCUGCAAUUGUUGCUGGGCAAGCAUUGGCCGCUAUAUCCUCAAUUUGCACAAUUCCUCGAGCAGUCUAAGUACAAGGUUAUCAAUAAGGAUCAAUGGUGCAACAUACUCGAGUUCUCUCGCACCAUCUGCAUUGAUUUAUCAAAUUAUGAUAUUGAUGGCGCAUGGCCCGUGAUGUUGGAUGAAUUUGUCGAAUGGCUGCGUUUACAACGUGGCUUAGUCAUUGUCAGUUCAGGAUCCAGCUGAGAGUUCCUGGACCGUGUACUUCUAGUUAAACUUUAGAAAUUCAAUAGUGUCCAUGAUGAGAUCAGCGGGAGUAAGACACAAACAAACAAACACAUCCAAAUACAGAGAGCGGAACACACACACACAAACACACACAAUAAUCACAGCCCCUCCCAUUACACACGCUAACUCCCACACACACACACACCCACACAUACGUACACCCACACAGAGACACAAGGCACUUGAGACUGCGUAAAACUGGAAAAGCAAACCAACUAUAAAACUACACUAUUGAUAUAUUUAAAUAUAUUUAAUGUAAUAAUUUAAUUGUAAACAACAUUUAAAAAAACAAACAACAUAAAGUGUUACUUUUAAGGCAUUCACUGAAUCAGAAAAUGGGCAAGAAAAGUCUUCAAACUAAUUAAACUACAACAAUGAUGGCAGCAGAAAAGCAAUAAUCGAAAAAGGAUAAAUAUACAAAGGGGAAAAGAUAAUUGCAAACAAACAACAAAAACUUAUACGUACAUUAAACAUACUGAAAUCGAGUAUAUCAUUCACAUAGUCAAAGCGAAGUUAGCAAAAGAAAAAUAAAUAAAUUAACGUUUGUUUAAGCGUGUGAACAGGCAUGAAAUUAACUAAGGGGAACUGUAAAGUCUAAAGACUUUCUAAUAAAUGUAUUAAAUAAGA